This is a messenger RNA of Orbilia oligospora ATCC 24927, 960 nucleotides long. RefSeq lists its product as uncharacterized. Lineage: Eukaryota; Fungi; Ascomycota; Orbiliomycetes; Orbiliales; Orbiliaceae. The transcript has 2 exons. The coding region runs from base 1 to 960 and encodes 319 amino acids. The record is from RefSeq and is a predicted model, not a curated record. Gene Ontology annotation, biological process: fatty acid metabolic process. Gene Ontology annotation, molecular function: oxidoreductase activity, acting on the CH-OH group of donors, NAD or NADP as acceptor; NAD+ binding.
AUGACAGCUCUACGAUUGACGACUACGGCUCUACGAGCUACCACACGAAAUGUAAAUACGAUUCGUGGGUUUAGUACCUCGUCUUUAAGACUUGGUGCCGUCGAGGGAGUUGACAGGAUCAGUGUCAUCGGUGCCGGACAGAUGGGUCUAGGAAUCGCCCUCGUAGCAGCCCGUCACGCCUCCCUCCCCGUAACUCUAAUCGACAGCUCCCCAGCCUCACUCAACAAAUCCAUGGACUUCCUCUCCAAACUCCUAUCCAAGGACGUUACAAAAUCCCGUCUAACAGAAACUCAAGCAUCGGAAAUAAAAUCGCGAAUAACAACAUCAACAGAUAUCGCCGAUGUUUCCACUUCAGAUUUUAUAAUCGAAGCAGUUCCCGAAAUCGUUAAUCUCAAGAUGGAAAUAUUUAAAAAAUUGUCAGAAGUGGCUAAACCCACUGCUAUACUAGCUACAAACACCUCAUCGAUUUCAAUUACCAAAAUCGCUGCUGCAGCGGGAAAUGCAGCCGAUAGAGUUAUUUCAACUCAUUUCAUGAAUCCGGUUCCAAUCCAACCAGGUGUAGAAAUAAUAACAGCUCUACAAACCUCCCCAAAGACCCUAGAAACCUCACUAUCACUCUGCAAAGCAUUACAAAAGAUCCCAUCGCAGUCGGCGGAUACACCGGGGUUUUUGGCGAAUAGGAUAUUGAUGCCGUAUAUUAACGAAGCGGUGAUUUGUUUAGAAAGUGGGAUUGGAAGGAAAGAGGAUAUUGAUGGGAUUAUGAAGAAUGGAACUGGUGUUCCCAUGGGACCGUUGGCGUUGGCGGAUUUUAUUGGGUUGGAUACUUGUUUGGCGAUUAUGAGGGUGUUGUAUGGGGAUACGGGGGAUAGUAAGUAUAGACCUAGUGUGCUGUUGCAGAGGAUGGUGGAUGCGGGGUGGUUGGGGAAGAAGAGUGGGAGGGGGUUUUAUGAGUAUAAAUAA